CUCCGUGUUUUACUGCGUGAAAAGAAGAAAGAGGACAGCUAGUGAAACACAGGUAACUGCUGAACAGCUGUGACGAUGUCUCGACCCGUGAAGAGCCACGCUCCGCCAUGGCCAGACACACCCAGGUGUUAUGGGAUCACUGGUCCGAUCAGUGAGGAUCUGCCCCACGAGGCCGAUUUGAUCCAGACCAGAAAACUGAUCGACAGUCUGAAGUCAUAUGGUGUGUUCGAGGACGACUUGGAGCUGCAGCACAGAGAGAAGGUUGUGAGGAGGCUGGAGCUUCUCUAUAAGGAGUGGCUCAAAGAAAUGUGUUUUGCAUUGAACAUACCUGAAUCAGUCACUGAAAAUGUCGGAGGCAAAGUCUUUCCAUUUGGCUCCUAUUAUAUGGGAGCUCACUCCAAAGGUGCUGACAUUGACGCUCUUUGUGUCGGACCUGGAUUUCUGGAGAGGAAGGACUUCUUCACGUCCUUCUACGAGAAGCUGCGAGCCCAGCAGGAGGUCAAACACAUACGGGUCAUUGAAGACGCAUUUGUCCCCGUCAUCAAACUGUCCUAUGAUGGGAUUGAGAUUGACCUCGUCUUCGGCCGCGUGGCGCGGAAGAGCAUCCCUGAAAACCUCGACCUUCUGGACGACAAGCUGUUGCAGAACAUGGAUGAACACUGCGUCAGAAGCCUCAAUGGCUACAGGGUCACAGAAGAAAUCAUGCGUCUUGUGCCAAACAUUUUUAACUUCAGGCUGGCGCUGAGAGCCGUCAAGCUGUGGGCCAAACGCCGUAACAUCUACUCCAACAAGCUGGGCUUCUUGGGCGGGAUAUCCUGGGCCGUACUGGUGGCCAGAGUUUGUCAGGUGUACCCCAACGCUACAGUUUCCACCCUGGUGAUCAAAUUCUUCAAGGUCUACUCCAUGUGGGUGUGGCCCGUCCCGGUCCGCCUGAGGGUCGUGGAGAACCGCUGCUACGACCUUCCUUUCUGGGAUCCCACGGUUAAUCUGAGCGACCGCUGCCACAUCAUGCCCAUCAUCACCCCGGCGUACCCGCAGCAGAACACGUCCUUCAACGUGUCUCCGUCCACCUCGUCCAUCAUCACAGCGGAGAUCGAGCGCGGCUUCGCCGUCGCUCAGGAAAUACAGCAGGAGGAAGCGAACUGGUCCAAACUCUUUGAAAAGCCAAACUUUUUUGAGAAUUACCAGCAUUACGUUCUGCUGCGAGCGAGUUCGGCCUCGGAGAAGCAGCAUCGUGAGUGGGUCGGCACUGUCGAGUCAAAGAUCAGACUCCUGGUGGGAAUCCUGGAGAGAAAUGUCCAUGUUUCUCUGGCUCAUGUUCAUCUACAGCCUUUCCAUGGACCCGGGAAGGACAACAACAAAGAGGGAGUGAUCACAACCUGGAUGAUCGGACUUUCUUUGGUCUUUAAUACAGACGGGUCUAAAAACCAGAAAAUAGACCUGACCCCCGACCUCCUUUCCUUCACUGAAACUAUCUACAGCCAGGCAGAGAGCGGCAGGACGUAUGAAGAGGGGAUGACCGUCUCCGCCACGUACGGCAGCAGGGAGAACCUCAGCUGGGAGAUGCCAAACGGCGACCGCAAAAGGCUUUUCAGUCCAAAACCGAGCCACCAACUCUCCGCCACAGCGCCGCCUCGUCACGCUCCACCUGCCGGCCGUGGCCAGCCGGGCGUGAAGAGAGAAGGCCGGCCUCAGUCUGAGACGCCGGCCAAGAGAGCGAAAGCUGACGAGGAGUCGGUGUCGGUGACAGAAGCGUCCACAUCCGGCAGGAUUUCACCGGCGACGCCCGGCUGCUGUUCUCUACGUUCAGACACUUCACCUGAGAAGAUGAAACGUGACGAGGAGCUCACCCGCUCUGAGGAGUCUCCUUCAGGUGUCUCCCUCAGUCAGAGUCCGUCUCCCAGUGUGAGCCCACCACGCCACGAGAGACCUGGCACCCCCGAGCUCCGGACGCCACACAAGAAAUUCAAACACGACCCGAGUCAGCCCGCUGUGGAGCUCUCUGACCAGCUUCCUGCUCCAACCACGCCCGUGACCUUCGUGAAAAACGCCAUCCAACUGCAACUCCUCAGGUACAGCAGCAGACGUGUGGAGAGAAAACCUCUCCUCCGUCUCUGUGGCUGCACAAACCUCCACUCCCUCCUGCCGCCUCGUCAUGUGUAGCACUCAUACAGCACACAGACCGGUAGACUGAUCAAACCUUUACACCACAAGAGGGCAGUAAAGCCUCGAGUACAGAUACACUGUUAGAGUGAGACCCUGCUGCAGAUCGGUUAUCUCUUCUAAUGGCUCGCUCUGUGCAGACCUGAUAACAGUAGUGAGGCUCUUAUUAAUCAUUUUCUAAUGUAUGAAUAAUGAUUUAAAAUGAUUAGAAGUAAUAUUAAAAAAAUACAUCUUACAUCAGUUUUCUUAUCCUCCCUGUUCCUCACUGUCUCUCUUACAGGCGUAACUGACAAAAACAACCUUCAUCCUCCAUCACCAGUCAUUUAUUUUGCUUUCUUCCUUUUCUUUUUGCUUGCUCGUUGUGUUUCGUGCGCAUUGUACUCAAAUAAAUGAAAAUGGAGAACAAAGUUUAUCCGUCUCUUUAAAUAAAGCUUCAAAAAAAUA
Molecule: messenger RNA, 2607 nt
Organism: Seriola aureovittata
Lineage: Eukaryota; Metazoa; Chordata; Actinopteri; Carangiformes; Carangidae
Product: poly(A) polymerase type 3-like
Exons: 17
Coding region: 76-2163 (695 amino acids)
Cellular component (GO): nucleus
Molecular function (GO): poly(A) RNA polymerase activity; RNA binding
Source: RefSeq, a predicted model, not a curated record